Protopolystoma xenopodis is the source of this 321-nucleotide messenger RNA. The record is from the annotation of a GenBank genome assembly. NCBI's taxonomy places the organism in Eukaryota, Metazoa, Platyhelminthes, Monogenea, Polystomatidea, Polystomatidae.
AAAUACUUGAUCUGCCAAUCGUUAGAUAAUCAGCUAGUCGUCUUCAACGUCUUCGCUGGAUUUAAACGCGUUCGCAAAAAGCUUUUUAGAGGACAGAUGGUCUCUGGCUACGCGUGCCAGCCAGAUAUGUCGCCAGAUAUGCGAUAUGUGAUUUCUGGAGAUGGUGAUGGAAAUUUGGUACUCUGGGAUUGGAAGACAACACGUCUGUUAACAAAAUGGAAGGCUCAUGACGGUGUGUGCAUUAACGCCGCUUGGUUACCACGCGAGACUUCCAAAAUCGUCACUUGUGGUUGGGACGGGCACAUAAAGUUGUGGGAUUAA